Anisakis simplex (herring worm) is the source of this 591-nucleotide messenger RNA. NCBI's taxonomy places the organism in Eukaryota, Metazoa, Nematoda, Chromadorea, Rhabditida, Anisakidae. The record is from the annotation of a GenBank genome assembly.
ACCUCAACAAAUAUGUUGUAUUUUUUUUUCAUCAGUUCAGAUCAUUUGCCGGUGAUGUUGAGCGAUUUGGUUGUGCAGAUUUACGACGAUCAAUUUAAGCCGUCCUGUCUCAACAACAGACCCAAUAUUGUCCUACCGGGUUAUGCGCUUCUACUGAAAGGUCAACUAAAUAUAUCCAAAAAAUUCGAGCUCAAGAAUCACACGUUCAUCAAAAUGACUGUCGUUAACAGUGACGGUACAUUGUACUGCAAGAAUGGUGAAAGUGUGAUGUGGUUCAUACCAGCUGAUUAUUGUUUAAUUGACCUCUGCGAAUUCAUAGGCGAUAAGCUAUGCUCAGUAUUGGGCAGGCCUGGAAUGCAUACCGUGAAAGAGCUUAUGGAAAAAGCACAUUUUAACCCAAAAUUACAACUACCCGAACCACCGUGCUUUAUGAUGGUCUGUUUGACGGACUUCUUUGGUGGUGACUGGACGGUCUUAAUUGCAGUGGAAUAUCGUGGCAAAGUAGUGUUUCGUUUCAAAGUGCCCUCCCGAGAGAAGUUUCUUCAAGUGGCAGCCGAUCAAGAUUACGAUCAAGAGCAAAACAGCAAGUAA